Molecule: messenger RNA, 174 nt
Organism: Lodderomyces orthopsilosis Co 90-125
Lineage: Eukaryota; Fungi; Ascomycota; Pichiomycetes; Serinales; Debaryomycetaceae
Exons: 1
Coding region: 1-174 (57 amino acids)
Source: RefSeq, a predicted model, not a curated record
AUGUACACAUACCACAUGAAACCAACCUCAAAAGCUUCUGCCGCUCUUUUAAUCAGCUAUUUAAGUAUAUCCACUACGUUGCCAUUUAUCUUGUCAUAUAAGGAAUCCAUGUUGAAUCUAAAUCAAGAAAGUAAAGGUACAGCCUCAUUUAGGUCGCUUUUUACAAAGAUAUAA